CUCCUGAUGAGACUUGGAGACUUUUACAUGAGUAACAUUUUCAAUGCAGGACUUUUAUUUACCGGGAGACUCGGACCGUGCCAGUAGCGUCAUGGCAUCCGAACCCGCGGUGCUGAACCCCCGCUGGAAGCGCAUCCUGGGCUGGACCGGGCCAGUACCGCGGCCCCGGCACGGACACCGAGCCGUGGCUAUCAAGGAGCUAAUGGUGGUGUUCGGCGGAGGGAACGAGGGGAUCGUGGAUGAGCUGCACGUCUACAACACAGCUACCAACCAGUGGUUCAUCCCCGCGGUGCGAGGUGACGUCCCCCCCGGCUGCGCAGCGUACGGCUUUGCGUGCGAUGGGACGAGGCUGCUGGUGUUCGGAGGGAUGGUGGAGUACGGCAAAUACAGCAGCGACCUGUACGAGCUGCAGGCGAGUCGUUGGGAGUGGAAACGUCUGAAGGCCAAGGCGCCAAAGAACGGCCCGCCCCCUUGCCCCCGCCUCGGACACAGCUUCUCUCUGAUUGGCAGUUGCUGUUACCUGUUUGGAGGACUGGCCAAUGACAGUGAAGACCCCAAGAACAACAUCCCCAGGUAUCUGAACGACCUGUACAGUCUGGAGCUGCGGCCGGGCUCCAGCGUGGUCGGCUGGGAGAUCCCGCAGACCUCAGGUCUGCCGCCGCCGCCCCGAGAGAGCCACACGGCCGUGGCGUCGAGCGGGCGCUCGGCCAACAGACUCAUCAUCUACGGAGGGAUGAGCGGCUGCCGGCUGGGAGACCUGUGGGUGCUCCACAUAGACUCCCUGACGUGGAGUAAACCGGACCUUAAUGGAUCUGCGCCCCUCCCCCGCAGCCUGCACUCUGCCACCACCAUCAACAACAAGAUGUAUGUGUUUGGAGGUUGGGUUCCUCUGGUGAUGGAUGAUGUCAAAGUGGCGACUCACGAGAAGGAGUGGAAGUGUACCAACACACUGGCCUGUCUCAACCUAGACACAAUGUGUUGGGAGACGGUCCUGAUGGACAGCGUGGAGGAGAACCUCCCCAGAGCCCGAGCAGGUCACUGCAGCGUGGCCAUCAACUCCAGACUCUACAUCUGGAGCGGCAGAGACGGCUACAGAAAGGCCUGGAACAACCAGGUGUGCUGCAAGGACCUGUGGUACCUGGAGACAGAGCGCCCCUGCGCCCCCUCUCGGGUGCAGCUGGUCCGGGCCAACACGGCGUCUCUGGAGGUGAGCUGGGGACCGUCGCAGACCGCCGAGACCUACCUGCUGCAGCUGCAGAAGUACGACAUUCCCACCACGCCCGCCUCUAGCCCCGCCCCCAACCCUGUCCCAGCGGCCGCGCCCAAGUGCCCCGCCCCCGUCGCCACGGCACCGGCCAACCAAAGUGUCCCGCUGUCCGGCCUCACGCUGGUCCAAUCCCCCGCUGCCUCCUUAGCCGCCGCUAAAGCACCAGCGGUCCUGAAGGUGGCAGCAGCUCCGGGGGCAACAGCAGGCGGGGCCUCCAUCGUCACAGUGAGACAGGCCGCGCCCAAACCCCAGGUCGCCCUGACGACACUUCCUGCCGGCGUUCGUAUGGUGGUACCUGCUCAGGCCGGUCAGGGGACGCCAAUAGGAAGCAGUCCUCAGAUGAGCGGCAUGGCGGCGCUGGCUGCGGCGGCGGCAGCGACUCAGAAGAUGCCCCCGUCCACGGCGACCAUGAUGAACGUCCCCGCGGGAGCAACCCUCGUAAAGACGAUGGCUGUGAGUAAUCCAGCCACUCGGAUGCUGAAGACCGCUGCCGCUCAGGUGGGCGGGACCUCUGUGGUCUCCACCCCCGGGACCCCCGGCCGGCCAAUCAUCACGGUGCACAAGUCGGGCACGGUGACGGUGUCCCAGCAGGCUCAGGUGGUCACCACGAUGGUGGGCGGAGUCACAAAGACCAUCACGCUCGUCAACAGUCCGCUCAGCAUGGGUGGGGGCGGGACUCUGAUCGGUAACCUUGGUAACCUGGGGAAGAUGAUGACCGUGGUUCACACCAAACCAGUUCAGAGUGGAGCGCUCACUGUUCAGGCUGGGAGCUGCCCAGUCACCCAGAUCCUCCAGGCAAAGGGCGGCCUCCCAGCAGGAACCAUCUUGAAGUUGGUGACCUCAGCAGACGGCAAACAGACGGCCGUUCUCAGCACCGCGCAGGCCGGAGCCACAACCGCCAAACCCACCAUCCUGGGCGUCGCCCCGGCAACCUCCAAACCGGGGACCACCUACAUCAAGACCAUCCCAAUGUCAGCGCUGCAGGGCGGGGCAGGUGCCAACAGCCCGUUCACCAUCCUGACCACCAAGAUGAUGACGCCAGGCACCGCCGGGAAGAUCAUCUCCACGGUCCCCAAAAUCACUGCAGCCGGCCAGCAGGGGCUCACACAGGUGGUGCUGAAAGGCGCUCCGGGGAUGCCUGGUACGAUCCUCCGGACAGUGCCCAUGAGCGGAGUCCGACUGGUGUCAUCGGGAGCCGUCGGCACCAAACCGGCCGUCACCACGCUGGUCGUCAAGGGAACCACAGGUGUGUCCAGUCUGGGCACAGGAACAGGAAGCGUCUCCACCAUCGCCACGCUCGCCAACCAGGUUACCACAGCAACCGCAGCAGCCGGACCAAAACAGGUGACUCUGAUCACGACUCCGAGCGGUGCCGAGGCUCAGCCGCUGGUCCAGGAUCUGCCCGUCACCUUCAUGGCUUCUCCUACGUCAGAAGAACCUGCCAGUAGUACUACUGCUACUACUGCUACUACUACUGCAGCAGCAGCAGCAGCAGCAGCGGGAGAGCAAGGAGACACAGCGGCUGCUACAGUGACGCAGGUGUGCUCCAACCCGCCCUGCGAGACGCACGAGACCGGCACCACCAACACCUCCACCGUCGCCACGGCGACCAUGGGCGGCAACGGCAGGGUGUGCUCCAACCCGCCCUGCGAGACGCACGAGACCGGCACCACCAACACCUCCACCGUCGCCACGGCAACCAUGGGCGGCAACGGCAGGGUGUGCUCCAACCCGCCCUGCGAGACGCACGAGACCGGCACCACCAACACCUCCACCGUCGCCACGGCAACCAUGGGCGGCAACGGCAGGGUGUGCUCCAACCCGCCCUGCGGGACGCGCGAGACCGGCACCACCAACACCUCCACCGUCGCCACGGCAACCAUGGGCGGCAACGGCGGGGUGUGCUCCAACCCGCCCUGCGAGACGCGCGAGACCGGCACCACCAACACCUCCACCGUCGCCACGGCAACCAUGGGCGGCAACGGCAGGGUGUGCUCCAACCCGCCCUGCGAGACGCACGAGACCGGCACCACCAACACCUCCACGGUGGCGUCCGCCAGCAUGAGCCAACAGCUGCAGCCGGCAGCUCUGAGCGGAGCCACCGUCUGCUCCAACCCGCCAUGCGAGACCCACGAGACGGGAACCACCAACACUGCCACCACAGCCACGGCUCAGCAGAGUGGAGACGGUCCGCAGGGAGACGCUCCUGACUCGGCUUCCUCCUCCUCUGACCAGGCCUCCUCCUCCUCCUCCUCCUCCACCACAGCCAGCCAGAGCAGAGCUGUCACCACGGUUACACAGUCCACGCCCACCCCUGGGCCCUCCAUACCUGCUAUCUCCUCAUUGGUCGGAGAUGACAAGGCGGAGUCCUCAGAGGCAGAGGCUGUUGCCACGGUGAUGGCGGCGGCCGCAGAGGAGGGGGAGGAGCCUAUGCAGACGGCAGUGUUACAGGUUCACAUGGAGGACAGCGAAGCAGCGGCACAGAUGGACGGUCUUCCUCAGGAGCUGAUGUCAUCAGAGGGGGACUCAAGUGAGGCGGUCUCCGGGGCGACCACGACGACCCUGAUGGUGACGGGACUGACCGCGGAUCAGCUGGCUGUUGGCGCGGCAACGGAGGACGCCGUUCAGCAGGCGACGAUACAGGCGGUCCUGCAGGCAGCGGGGCACAUCGGAGGCGGGGCAGUGGACCAGUCCGUCCCCAUCGUUCUGACCCAAGCGGAGCUGGCUGCUCUGGUCCAGCAGCAGCUGCAGGACGUCCACAACCAGCCAGACUCAGCCGAGCCAGAACCUCAGCCCAGCGGCGUGCCCACAGAAGGCCUUGCUCCAGCCGACAGCCUGAACGACCCGGCAGCAGAGAGCAACGGGCAUGAGCUUGCGUCGUCGGCGGUGACGAGCGCCGUGGCACGACUGGCCAGUACGUUUGGCCCCGCCCCCCCUCUGACGACCGGGGCCGUGGUUAAGAUUCAACCUGCCGCCGCCGAGGCAACCAAUGGCGUCGCAGCAGCUGCAGGGAGGGUCCAGGUGACAUCAUCGGUGAAAGACAGUCAGUGGUACGACGUCGGCAUCGUCAAGGUUACCAACAUGGUGGUCACACAUUACUACGUCCCCUACGACGACAACAUGGCUGACGAUGACUCGGGUGUGAUGCCGGACUACACCCAGAUGAGGAAGGUGGAGCUGCAGCCGGGGACGGCCUAUAAGUUUCGCGUCGCGGGGAUCAACAUCUGCGGCCGUGGCGCGUUCUCGGAGGUGUCGGCCUUUAAAACGUGUCUUCCUGGUUUCCCCGGAGCGCCGUGCGCCAUCAAGAUCAGCAAGAACCUGGACGGGGCUCAGCUCACCUGGGAGCCCCCGGCCGUCACGUCGGGGCAGAUCACGGAGUACUCGGUGUACCUGGCCAUCCAGUCCAGCCAGGCGGCCGCCUCCGGUUCUGGCCCGGCCCAGCUGGCUUUCAUGAGGGUGUACUGCGGCCCCAGCCCUUCCUGCCUGGUCCAGGCCUCCAGCCUCGCCAACGCCCACAUCGACUACACCACCAAGCCCGCCAUCAUCUUCCGAAUCGCCGCCCGCAACCAGAAGGGCUACGGGCCGGCCACGCAGGUCCGGUGGCUCCAAGAAAGCAGUAAAGAUGCCAAAGCAGCAGUGAAGAGACCCGGAACUUCUCCUGAUGCUAAACCUGUCGGACCAAAGAAGUUCAAAACCGACCAAUAGGAGGAGCCGACCUUCUGCUGAGGACUGUGAUUGGUUACAGUUGUCUUAAGCUCCGCCUUGCAGCUGGUUGCCGCGUCUACAGGGAGGAAGAGGAGGAGGAGGAGGAGGAGGCAGGGCUCUGACAAAAUAAAAAAAGACUUGUAGGAUAUUUGUACAUUAUCAGCCAAUCAGAACUCUUUUCUUCCUCGUCAUGGAGACGGCGAGGGGUGGAGCCAACAGCUUUUCAUCUUCUAGUGGAACCAAUAAGGUUUGAGUUUAAUAAAUGUAGAAGUAGCCCUCUGACGUCAUGAUAAAGGUCAAAGGUCACGGUGCUGUCGGGGAGGGGGGCGGAGUUUAAACCAGCUCUGCUGUAAAUUAUUUUCCUUUUCUGUAGCAUCAAAAUAUUUAGGUUUUUUCCUCUUUUUUUUGUAAACGUCUGUUAGAAAAAAAAAAAAAAAAAAACAGUUCUCUCCUUUUUCUGUGAUUUCUUCUUUUCUGUUGAAGUGCUUGUUGUUGGCUGCAGUGACGGAGCUCUCCCAUUGGUCAGUUUGUCUUAUCAGGGGAAGUUAAUAACUUUUUCCAGGUUUUUGAAAAUCAAACCUGUUUGUGAAUAUUCUCCGGAACAAUAAAGAUUUUUAGAGCAUUUUUUUUUUUU
Messenger RNA from Perca flavescens (yellow perch), 5606 nucleotides. RefSeq names its product host cell factor C1b (gene hcfc1b). Gene Ontology annotation, biological process: regulation of DNA-templated transcription; chromatin remodeling. The record is from RefSeq and is a predicted model, not a curated record. Lineage: Eukaryota; Metazoa; Chordata; Actinopteri; Perciformes; Percidae. Gene Ontology annotation, cellular component: histone methyltransferase complex. Gene Ontology annotation, molecular function: transcription coactivator activity; protein binding.